AUGUUUUAUUGUGCUUGCUAUCUGAGAGGUGUUCAUUAUCUCGGUACUCGGGGCAACAAGAAGUGAAUCAAACAGUCGAGUUUAACAUUAAUUACAAAAUUAUUUUUUUAAUAAAUAGUUUUUGUUAAGUAAUUGUUUUUUACCGUAAAAUAAAUUCGAUUUAUUCGCUUGUAUUUAAUUCGUGAAAUUUUGGGCUUCAAAUAGGACACAUAAGUUCCAGAAAAUACAUUUCACAGUAUGUCUGGAGAUUAUUAUUCUAUAUUGGAAGUCACUCCGAACGCUUCGAUAAACGAUAUAAAAAAAUCUUACAGAAAGUUAGCAUUAAAAUGGCAUCCCGACAAAAAUCCAGAAAAUCAAGAACAAGCAAACCGAAUGUUUAAACAAAUUUCAGAAGCCUAUGAAGUCUUAUCUGAUGAGGCAAAGCGAAAGUUGUACGAUGAACAGCGUAAAAGAAAAGUGUCCGCAUCGUCCAGACCAUUCUUCUACAACUUCUUUGAAAGCCCGUUCCAUCGUUAUUUCGAUAAAAAACGCAAGGCUUACAAUCAGUAUGGCAAAGAUGGUUUGAUAAACGGUGGUUCUGGAAAUGGUGCACGUCGCAGAAGUAAUCAACGACAUCCAGGACACUUUGAUCCAUUUAACCAAGAUUUUGGACCUGGUUUCUUUAGCUUUUCCUUCAGAGACCCCGAAGAUGUGUUUAAAGAAUUUUUCAAUACGUCAGAUGUUACAGAUCUUCUAUUCCCUGGUCAAAGAUUUAAUAAUGGACAUCAAGAAAUAUCUUCAAUGAUGAAUCCAUUUGGAUUUGGAGGUUUUGGAGGUGGUUUCGGUUCUGGAUUUGAUGAUAUGUUUUCAAUGGCAAGCCAUGGAUAUCCUGGUCAACCAACUGCCAAUGGCGGUGGUAAUAUGAAAAGAACGUCAAUAUCUACCCGGUUUUCAAAUGGGAAAAAAAUUACCACCAAAAGGAUUUUUGAACAUGAUACAGAAAUAGUGGAAACGUACGAAAACGAUAUGCUCAAAUCGAAGACUAUCAACGGUGUGGCGCAAGCGAUCACAUACGGCCAUUAGCUUGAUCUCCUCUCCUCCCACCUCAUUAUCUACCACAAAACCAUAAAUAAGCGAAUGCAUAAAAUUAUGUGUUAAUUUAUAAAUAUGAAGGGAAAAUAAAUAUAAAAUAAAUUUUUUUUAUAAUAAAAUGUGUUAGAAAUUAGAAAUUAAAUUUUAUAUUCUGAAGUAAUACUAGUUGGUAUUUUAAUUUGAUUAUUUUGUUUUUUUUUUUUUAAUAGUCCGAAAUAUAUUGUAUUGAGAAAAUACAAAUUAUUAAUUUGUUUAAAGCACGUAAUAUUUACAGACUCCACUGAUUAAUAAGACUUACACUAUUUUUAUGCGCUUUGGUAAUUUUAUUAUUAUUAUUAUUAUUAUUACUAUUAUUAUUAUUAUUAUUAUUAUUAUUAUUUAACUUAGUUGUCGGUUGGUGUCAAAUAUUUAAAACUAAAUCACCCGAUGACUAUUAUUAUAUAAAAUAAUUGUGAAAUGUAAUUUUUAAAGAUAAAAAUAAUUUUCUUUUUAUUCUAGAGUAAUAUUAGAGUGUUUCACCAUCCUAUAUUAUUGUGUUUUCUGAAUGAAUUAAAUAGGAGAACAUACAUUGUUUUAUGGUGUAUCACCAAUAUUGUACUUAUAUUAUUAAUAUUAAUAUAAUUAAAUAAAUGAAUAAUAAAAAGUGUUUAUUAUUAAUAUGA
This is a messenger RNA of Aphis gossypii (cotton aphid), 1733 nucleotides long. Its product is annotated as dnaJ homolog subfamily B member 6-like. The record is from RefSeq and is a predicted model, not a curated record. The coding region runs from base 238 to 1062 and encodes 274 amino acids. NCBI's taxonomy places the organism in Eukaryota, Metazoa, Arthropoda, Insecta, Hemiptera, Aphididae. The transcript is spliced from 7 exons. Gene Ontology annotation, molecular function: Hsp70 protein binding.